Cyanidioschyzon merolae strain 10D is the source of this 756-nucleotide messenger RNA. RefSeq names its product 26S proteasome non-ATPase regulatory subunit 10. The transcript has a single exon. The coding region runs from base 1 to 756 and encodes 251 amino acids. The record is from RefSeq and is a predicted model, not a curated record. NCBI's taxonomy places the organism in Eukaryota, Rhodophyta, Bangiophyceae, Cyanidiales, Cyanidiaceae. Gene Ontology annotation, molecular function: protein binding.
AUGUCAAAUCCGAUCUGGGUGAAUACGAAAGGUUUGCCAGCAAUAUUUGAUGCGCUGAACAGGGACGACACUGCGGGUCUGGAAAACGUUUUGGAAACGUCACCGGAAAGCGUCAACGACCGCGACACCGAAGGUAGAACAGCGUUGCACUGGGCCGCUGCCCUGAGACGAAGACUCGUUCCACUGCUUUUAAGCCACGGGGCAGAUGCUCUGCUGCAAGACGACGCUGGCUGGAGUGCGCUUCAUAUCGCUUCUACGGUUUCCGGACCCGAGGGCGUAGCUGUCGUGCGAGCGCUGCUGCAAGCGCUGGCUGGACGUCGCCAGUUAUCCGCAGCGCUACUCGCAGAGACGCACACAGGCGCAACGCCUGUGCUGCUCGCGGCAUCGAAGGGCAACCUGGACACUUUGAAGGAGUUGCUUUCGAGUGGUGUCCCGGUUGACCUCGAAAAAACGGAUACGUACGGAAACACUGCGCUUAUGCGGGCGACGAGUGCCGGGCACCUGGAAGCAGUUCAGCUGCUGCUGGAGCUCGGAGCCCGCAUCUCGAACGUCAACGAGAAAACAGGCCAGAAUGUGCUCCAUGUCGCGUGUUCGGAAGCAAGAAUGCCCGUGCUGCAGCUCCUAGUCUCCUAUGCAGACGAAGAGGCUUGGCAGCUGCUAGAUCGACAACAGCACCGUCCGCGCGAUCUGUUGCCAAAGUCUAUGCAGCUCGAAUUGGCCUCGCUCGAAGGCAAUCUAUCCAUGCUAAAACCCUAG